UACCAUCUGCCCUGAGGGCAAGGAGAUGCUAAGGUUGUUUAAGCAUGCCUCGCGGGUCAAUGACUGGCCGGAGACCAACGUCAUGCCACCCUGGGAGGAUCCACCAGUCACGGUGGCGCUGCUGAAACUGAUAACGACGGAGGCAGCAGCAGGGGAACCCCCGGGCGUAAUUGGCCAUCACUUGCCGCGGGGCUUACUCAAGUGGGACACCCAGCACACUGCAAAGUCGCCCAUCUAUCGGCGGUUGCACAACUUUUCCGUGCAAUUUAAGAUUAAACCGGCGCACCUGCAGUCCGCUUAUCAGAUCUUUGUGCUGGAACAGGUACGAUAUAGGCACGUAGUAAUGCCUGUACAGUUAAUUGCCUAUCUGACUAACUUUAAAGUUCCACAUAAGAUCAGCUUCAUAUGCACAACAUUUGAGCUGUCAUCAAGCGAACCCGAGCUUGCCUGGUCAGACCUCGAAGUGAAGAUCUCCCAGGACACGACCACCGCAGCCAUCGCCACCAACACCGUCAACGCAGAGGUGCCUCGUGGGGCCACCUUCACCAUCAUCACUCACGAGCGCGGCGAGUUGCCGUUUUCUGCCUACGAUCGCAGCAUCCACACCAUGGUCACCCCGGGCACCCAGACUUCAAUCUACUUCUCCAUGUCCGUCACUCGACGC
Dibothriocephalus latus is the source of this 664-nucleotide messenger RNA. Lineage: Eukaryota; Metazoa; Platyhelminthes; Cestoda; Diphyllobothriidea; Diphyllobothriidae. The record is from the annotation of a GenBank genome assembly.